UCAAGGCUGGUUAGCAGCAGCACAUCGAUUCCAUUUCGCAAUCGUUGUGGUGGCUAGAAGCCAACACUAUACCGAGCGCACAGCAGCGAAGUAGUAGGUAUCCAAAGCAGCUCAUCGUCCCUGACGGACGGAGUAUAGAAACCCAAAAAACUCUCGGAUUACAUAAAGCGGACAUCCGUUCGGUAUUCGUCUCGGUGUGCUAAAAUUGGGAUCAUCUAGUUCAGCUUCUUGGCCUGCUCUGCUGCCACCCAUCACAACCAGUGCCAUCAGUGAAGAAUGUCGAGUGACGUCUUUCGUUGAAACCUCAGUACAUAUACUUUCUGGCGAAUCGCAGGAAUCGUCUAAAACAGUAAUCGCUGAAACGAGAGAAAAAAGUACCGAAAGUGAAUCGCGCGUUUGUGAACGAAAUUUGUGCUUCCCCAGCUUCACAAACCCCACAACACAAACGACUAGACCGGAUUUGGUUUAGAAAAAAAUGGUGGCUUUCUCGACAAUUUUGAACAGCACUUUAUCGAAGAAGAUGGCACCGAAUGCGUCGGUUGAAGUGACCGGUGUUCUGAACGAGAACGACGCCGACACCAUCGAUGGAGGCCUGGCGAAAGACAUUGCCCCCCUGAAGCGAGCCGAGAAACGCAAAAUCAAAGUCGUGUGGCGAAAUGUCAUCGCCUUUGGAUACCUACAUCUGGCUGCCGUGUACGGCCUCUGGCUCCUGUUGACCUCGGCCAAGCUGUACACCGUCGCUUUCGCAUUCCUGCUAUACGUCGUGUCCGGACUGGGAAUCACGGCCGGUGCCCAUCGGCUGUGGGCCCAUCGCUCGUACAAAGCCAAACUGCCGCUGAGGAUCAUUCUGUGCGUAUUUAACACCAUCGCAUUCCAGGACUGUGCCCUGCACUGGGCCCGGGACCAUCGGGUGCACCACAAGUACUCGGAAACGGACGCCGACCCGCACAAUGCCACCCGUGGGUUCUUCUUCUCGCACAUCGGCUGGCUGCUGUGCCGGAAGCACCCGGAAGUCGUCGCCAAGGGCCGCCAGCUGGACAUUUCCGACCUGUUCAGCGACCCGGUGCUGCGGUUCCAGAGGAAAUACUACAUGAUCCUUAUGCCCCUACUGUGCUUCAUCCUGCCAACUAUGGCUCCGGUCUACUUCUGGGGAGAAACCUGGACCAACGCAUGGUUCGUUGCCACGCUGUUCCGCUGGACGUUCAUCCUGAAUGCCACCUGGUUGGUGAACAGCGCUGCUCACAAGUGGGGACACCGCCCCUAUGACCGCACCAUCAACCCCUCGGAGAACAAGACGGUGGCCACAUUCGCUUUCGGCGAGGGCUGGCACAACUACCAUCACGUGUUCCCCUGGGACUACAAGACGGCCGAACUGGGCAACUACCGGCUGAACUUCACGACCGCUUUCAUCGAUUUCUUCGCCAAGAUCGGCUGGGCGUACGAUCUGAAGACGGUUUCGAACGAGAUCAUCGAGAGGCGAGUGAAGCGAACGGGAGACGGAUCGCACGCGACCUGGGGCUGGGGCGACAAGGAUCAGGACAAGGUCGAGAUCGAGCACGCCAACAUCCUCAACCGGAAAGACGAGUAAGACGGAGGGAGGACCACGUUGGAGGAAGAGAUGGAGCGCUAACGACGCCUAGGACCAACGAGGACAACCUUAGUACUAUGGGGCGUGACCGGCGGCGAUUGAGGGAGCGAGCGAGGAAGAAAGCAAGAGAAAGAGAGAACGCGCGUAUUUUAUUAUCCUCUUAAAUGGGAACUCACGUGAUUUUUUUAUUGAAUAAGUCAAUGUCUCCCGUUCGAAAAUGGAUCCCAUUUUUUCGAAGGACGCCGGAGACCUCAUGGAAGAACCAGAACAAAAAGGAGUUGAGCAGCAGUUUAUUCGAAUGAAUUGAUUUUUUUAUGUUAAAGGCUACAAAGAAGCCCUUAUUGAAUAUUCAUGAGCAAAAAUGAACUUUAAUCAAUGUCAAAAUCGAAGUAUAAAUCAAAUCGUAUAUGUGUAUAUGUAUUGAACACAUACAAAAAAACAAACCAACUGAUUCAGGUGUGUUAGGAUCUAAUGCAUAGAAUGAAACUAUACUGUUAUCUGUUAAGAACUAACAAUAAAAGAAAAACGAAAAUUGCACUUAAAAUUUUUAAUGACACUUUCCGGAUCUAAUUCGGCGAUCAUAUUUGGAAUAAUCGUUAAAAUUCGAAAUGAUUUGUUCGCGAUCAAAUACCCUGCAAUCACGUCACAAACAGUGCACUUUUGAUUGAUUUGGCCCUUCAGGAACAGAAGCGGAAAUGGUCGAUGCUUCAACUAUAUAGUUUUUAGUACCCAAGACUUACUCCCCCGACCAUAUAAUUUAGCUUUAGCUUGUGUGUAAUUUAUUGUUUUAGAGCCAAGAUGAUUCAAGAUGCUGUGAAAAUAGUAACAAAUAGACGACGCUCAGGCAGUGUCAAACAACUGGAAACGUGGAAAACGAGAGUCUCUUUAUUUCUUCGGGGUAGCAUUGCACAGUUGCAGCAGCGGUGGGUGAACUGAGAUAUCUGGAUGAAUACUAUGCGUUAUCUCAUUCAUAUGAAUAGAAAGAAAAGUUUAAUAUCAAUGAUUCAGUCCAAGGGAUAGAUUCUUAAAUGUACUGGAAUUUAUUGUUUACUCUGAUUCUGAUUCUAUUUUGCUAUGAAAAACCAAAGGUUUCAGAAUCAAUCAACUCACAAAGAACUCGAAAGGAAACGCCUAUCUUGAAAGCUUAUUAUUCUAUCAAUUUUUAUGGGAUUAAUUUCCGUUCUUCGCCAGUUUCUCAAAGGAGCAUUAAAAAUUUGCCCCACAUCAUCACUGUUAAUUACCUAUCACAAAUAAGUUUCUGAGAAGUUAUAAAGUUAUUUGUCAUACGGUACCAUUAAUCUUCCAAAAUUACAGUGAGCAUCAAAUCUCAAUAGGAGCAUUACUUGUGCAGUGAUUCCUCUAAUCAACUAGAAGUUGGGAAUUUUCAAGACUGUAAACAGCUACGGAUGUUUUAUUAUGCUUUUUCGACCGAACUUUGAGCCACGAUAGCUUUUACCCAAUAGCUCUCUCUGCUGUGCAAUGUUCAAAGAAUGUCCAUUGAUUUUUUGCUGAUUUUUUAUCGCAAGCAUGGUAGAAAAGAAAGAAAUGAUUGGCAAUGGAGUGAGACUGAUGAGAAUAGGAUUUAAAUUUCGAUAAUAGGUAGGGACUUUU
Molecule: messenger RNA, 3199 nt
Organism: Aedes albopictus (Asian tiger mosquito)
Lineage: Eukaryota; Metazoa; Arthropoda; Insecta; Diptera; Culicidae
Product: acyl-CoA Delta-9 desaturase
Exons: 5
Coding region: 476-1588 (370 amino acids)
Biological process (GO): unsaturated fatty acid biosynthetic process
Cellular component (GO): endoplasmic reticulum membrane
Molecular function (GO): stearoyl-CoA 9-desaturase activity; iron ion binding
Source: RefSeq, a predicted model, not a curated record